AUGGCAGACAUCGACCUCCAAGCAGUGCACAACACGCUCGUGGCGGUCGCCUUUGAGGCGGGGCGCAUGAUCCUAGCCGCCAACCCCAACAAAAUCUCAACCGACACCAAGCUAAACGCCGUCGACAUCGUCACCGAAACCGACCAAGCCGUCGAGCGCAUGGUGCUGGCCCGCCUCCGCGCCGCCCAACCCACCUUCGCCUUCGUCGGCGAAGAGAGCUACCAGCCCGGCGUGACGCGCGUCACCGACGCGCCCACCUUCAUCGUCGACCCCAUCGACGGCACCACCAACUUUGUGCACGGCUUCCCCAACGCGUGCAUCUCGCUGGGCGUGGCGGUCGGCCGCGUGCCUGUGGUCGGGGUGGUGUAUAACCCGUUUCAGGAUCUGUUGUUUACUGGGGUGAAGGGCGGGGGUGCGUGGAUGCAGAGGAAUGCGUCGUUGGAGGUGGGGAAGGGGCAGGGGGAGAGGGUCCGGUUGCCGUUGGCGGGGACGCCGGCGCCGGCGUUGGGCGGGUUGAGUAGUGCGUUGGUGUCGAUUGAGUGGGGGAGUCAGAGGGAGGGGGAGAAUUUUGAGGUGAAGGCGAGGACGUUUCGGAAGUUGGCGGCGGCGAAGGAGGGGGGUGGCGGUAUGAUUGGGGGGAUGAGGUCGUUGGGCAGCGCGGCGCUGAAUUUGUGCGCCUGUGCGGCCGGCCAGUUGGAUAUGUACUGGGAGGGGGGUUGUUACGCGUGGGAUGUGGCUGCGGGGUGGUGUAUCCUCACCGAGGCGGGCGGCCGCAUGGUGAGCGGCAACCCCGGCGAGUGGGAGACUACCGUCGACUCGCGCGUGUACCUGGCGGUCAGGGGCGCGAGCAGCGGGCAGGAGGAGCUUGUGAAGGAGUUCUGGGACAUUAUUGGGGACGGCCGGAUGGAUUACAAGCACUAG
Chaetomium globosum CBS 148.51 is the source of this 921-nucleotide messenger RNA. RefSeq lists its product as uncharacterized. The record is from RefSeq and is a predicted model, not a curated record. Gene Ontology annotation, molecular function: inositol monophosphate 1-phosphatase activity. The coding region runs from base 1 to 921 and encodes 306 amino acids. NCBI's taxonomy places the organism in Eukaryota, Fungi, Ascomycota, Sordariomycetes, Sordariales, Chaetomiaceae. The transcript has 2 exons. Gene Ontology annotation, biological process: inositol metabolic process; phosphatidylinositol phosphate biosynthetic process; signal transduction.